Melozone crissalis (California towhee) is the source of this 896-nucleotide messenger RNA. Its product is annotated as biotin--protein ligase-like. Gene Ontology annotation, molecular function: biotin--[biotin carboxyl-carrier protein] ligase activity. The record is from RefSeq and is a predicted model, not a curated record. NCBI's taxonomy places the organism in Eukaryota, Metazoa, Chordata, Aves, Passeriformes, Passerellidae. The annotation marks the transcript as partial. The transcript is spliced from 5 exons. Gene Ontology annotation, biological process: protein modification process. Gene Ontology annotation, cellular component: cytoplasm.
GUUAAUGUUCGACUUGCCUGAGGAGAUGGGUUUAAUAGCAGUGGCUGUUCGACAAACACAAGGGAAAGGUCGUGGUGGGAACGUUUGGCUCAGCCCCAUGGGCUGUGCCCUGUCCACUCUGCACCUCUCCAUCCCUCUGCAUUCCAACCUGGGCCAGAGAAUUCCCUUUAUCCAGCACCUGGUGUCCCUGGCCGUGGUGGAGGCAGUCAGAUCCAUCCCAGGAUAUGAGGACAUCGAGCUGCGAGUGAAGUGGCCAAAUGAUAUUUACUACAGUGACCUGAUGAAGAUUGGUGGGGUUCUGGUGAACUCAACACUCAUUGAAACAACAUUUCAUAUUCUCAUUGGCUUUGGCUUUAAUGUGAAUAACAGCAACCCCACCAUCUGCAUCAAUGACCUCAUUGCAAAGUUUAACAGGGAAGAGGGGACGGAGCUGAAGGCUCUGAGUGCAGAUUGCCUCAUUGCAAGGACUGUGACUGUGCUGGAGAGGCUCAUUGAGCUGUUCCAGGAGAAGGGGCCCAAUGGAGUUCUGCCCCAGUACUACAAGUACUGGGUACACAGCGGGCAGCGGGUGAGGCUGCGCAGCGAGGACGGGCCCCUGGCCUGGAUCGUCGGCAUCGACGGCUUUGGGUUCCUGCAGGUGCACCAGGAGGGCGGGGGCGUGGAGUCCGUGCACCCUGACGGCAACUCCUUCGACAUGCUGAGGAACCUCAUCGUGCCCAAGCACUGACAGCAGCUCUGGGGCUGGCGCUGCCACCUCGGCCUCUGAGGGGAGCUCACAGUUUGGUUUGGCCUUCUGGUUGUUGUGUUUGCCGUGGGUAACGUCGGCGGCUGAGGAGAGGUGGUGAUCUCACAGCUGAAGGCCUUUAUUCUUUUCGUUAACAUUAAAACUCACCUCU